Molecule: messenger RNA, 417 nt
Organism: Ceraceosorus guamensis
Lineage: Eukaryota; Fungi; Basidiomycota; Exobasidiomycetes; Ceraceosorales; Ceraceosoraceae
Product: putative GOT1-membrane protein required for ER to Golgi transport
Exons: 4
Coding region: 1-417 (138 amino acids)
Biological process (GO): endoplasmic reticulum to Golgi vesicle-mediated transport; retrograde transport, endosome to Golgi
Cellular component (GO): endoplasmic reticulum; COPII-coated ER to Golgi transport vesicle; Golgi membrane
Source: RefSeq, a predicted model, not a curated record
AUGUGGCUCACAGAUCAGCAAAAGAUCGGAGCAGCGCUAGUCUCUUUCGGCUCGCUCUUCCUCGUGCUAGGUAUCCUGCUCUUCUUCGAUGCGGCACUUCUAGCACUAGGCAACGUCCUCUUCACAGCCGGAAUAACGCUCCUAAUAGGUCCUCAAAAGACGUUUUACUUUUUCGCUCGCAAACAAAAAUUGAGGGGAACGGUGUGCUUUUUCGUGGGAAUGCUGCUCGUCUUUGCCAAGUGGACCUUUUUCGGCAUGCUCAUCGAGAUUGUUGGAUUUUUGAACCUCUUCGGAGACUUUUUCCCCGUCAUUCUCAAUUUCUUGAGACAGUUACCAUUCAUCGGUCCAGCAUUGAGUCUGCCCGUGGUCAGAGGGGUGCUGGACAAGCUGGCAGGCACACGACAAUCGGCCGUUUGA